Molecule: messenger RNA, 1220 nt
Organism: Populus trichocarpa (black cottonwood)
Lineage: Eukaryota; Viridiplantae; Streptophyta; Magnoliopsida; Malpighiales; Salicaceae
Product: nudix hydrolase 15, mitochondrial
Exons: 4
Coding region: 145-987 (280 amino acids)
Biological process (GO): coenzyme A catabolic process
Molecular function (GO): acetyl-CoA hydrolase activity; coenzyme A diphosphatase activity
Source: RefSeq, a predicted model, not a curated record
CUACAUUUGUUAAAACCCUUUAAAGGAAAAAAAAAAAAAAAAAAAAAGCUCCCUCCUUUAAUGCAUACAUAGCAAUAAUCACCGAUCAAGCAAAGCUAUUGAUUCUCUUAUAAAUAGUCCUAUUAUGCCAAAAAUCAUCAGCCCAUGAUUUCAUUGUUGAGAACAAAGCUAUUACUGUCUUCAUCACCGCAUAAAGCACCAAUCUUUACAGUCAUGGAUUCUUAUGGAUCACAAAGACUUGUGGCUUUGGCCCAGCAGCUUCGCUUCUACAAGCCACCCUCUCUAUCACCAGAUGAAAUUGAAGAGCAAAACAUAGAGGAAAGUGCAGGUAAAGUUGUUCCCCAAGUGGGUUUUCAAGAAUCUGCAACCUCAAUUGUUAAAGACCCUGAAAGGUUGAGACCCAAUAGAGCUGCUGUUUUGGUCUGCAUCUUUGAAGGUGAUGCUGGUGAUUUUCGUGUCAUUUUGACUAAGAGAUCCUCCAAAUUGUCUACUCAUUCAGGUGAAGUUUCCUUACCUGGGGGAAAAGCAGAUGAGAGUGAUAAGGAUGAUUUUGAGACGGCAACAAGGGAAGCGAAGGAGGAAAUUGGGUUAGAUCCCUCACUUGUGAAUGUCGUUACUGUUCUUGAACCAUUUUUGUCUAAGCAUCUUCUGAGAGUGAUUCCUGUUAUAGGCAUUCUAACCAAUAAGAAGGCUUUCAAGCCCACCCCAAAUCCCGCUGAAGUGGAAGCAGUAUUUGAUGCUCCCUUGGAAAUGUUCAUUAAGGAUGAAAAUCGACGAGUAGAGGAGAGAGAGUGGAUGGGAGAAAAGUAUCUGAUUCAUUUCUUUGACUAUGAAACGGGGAAUAAAAAGUACUUGAUAUGGGGUUUAACUGCUGGGAUUUUGAUUAAAGCUGCUUCAGUGGUCUACCAACGGCCACCAGCUUUUGUGGAGCAGAAUCCAAGGUUCAAGUUUCCUAAAGGUGCAAGCAAUGAUACAGUGGUGCGCUGAAUAAUUCAGGAAAAAUAUUGUUGGAUUGUACUCAGAUUCUCGGAAUAAUCAUCCUUCCUCAAUAAAAACCCUCACAACCCACACGUGUUGAACCAGUUAAGUUAUUCAAAUGUAUGCACUAAAUAGCAUUGUCAGUAGAUAGGCAGAAUGCAAUAUUAUCCUUUAGGAAAUUGUAAAUUGAGGAGACUGAUUACUUAAGAGGCAAGGAGUUAACUGGAUCAAAUUUCAACAAA